AUGGCGCCAAAAAUUGCAAUCAUCUUUUACACAUUAUACGGACACAGCGAAAUUAUGGCAAAAGCUGUUCUUGACGGGAUUGUUAAAGCUGGCGGUUGCGCUGAUAUCUAUCAAAUCCCAGAAACACUAUCAGACCAAGUAUUGAAAAUGAUGAAAGCUAAGCCAAAAUCUGAUGUGCCAAUUCUCAACGAUGUUAGCAUAUUGAAAAAGUAUGAUGGGUUUUUAUUUGGAAUUCCAACAAGAUAUGGAAAUUUUCCUGCUCAAUGGAAAACUUUUUGGGAUAGAACUGGAGGGCUCUGGAAAAAUGGAGAGUUAUUUGGUAAAUUUGCUGGGGUUUUUGUUUCAACAGGCACGCCUGGCGGUGGUCAAGAAGUUACUGUAUUGAAUGCUUUGUCAACGUUGUGCCACCAUGGAAUAAUUUUUGUGCCUUUAGGAUACAAGAACACUUUUCCAUUAGUCACAAACUUGAAUGAAGUCCAUGGAGGCUCUCCCUGGGGCGCUGGAACGUUCGCAGGUCCUGAUGGCUCAAGAAAACCUACAAAUUUGGAAUUAGAAAUGGCGUCAAUUCAAGGAGAGUCAUUUUAUAAUCUUCUUGCGGGUCGUUUUCUUAACAAUGAUAGUUGA
Molecule: messenger RNA, 624 nt
Organism: Ascoidea rubescens DSM 1968
Lineage: Eukaryota; Fungi; Ascomycota; Saccharomycetes; Ascoideales; Ascoideaceae
Product: minor allergen Alt a 7
Exons: 2
Coding region: 1-624 (207 amino acids)
Molecular function (GO): NAD(P)H dehydrogenase (quinone) activity; FMN binding
Source: RefSeq, a predicted model, not a curated record